GUCGUCAUUAACCAAACCACUUCACCUCUUAUUGAGUUCAGUUUCAGUUUCUGUUGCUCUUUUCCUCGUACUCUUUACCAGAUGCUAAAACUCAAACCCAUGUCUUCUCUUCCUCUCUCUCACUUCAAACCCUUCGUCUUUUCUCUCUUUUCUUCACAACCCAGAACCCUUUUUGCCUCUACAAUUCUUAAACCUAUUUCAUUCUGUCUUUCAACCUCAGCAGUUUUACCUCAAUUUCAAUCACAACAAUGUAACUCUACUGUCAGCGUUGAACCUCAUCAUCUUUCUUGUUGUUUGCCACACCGAAAGGGCCUUAAAAUUGCUGUUCUUGUAAGUGGGGGUGUUGAUAGCAGUGUUGCGCUUAGGCUUCUCCAUGCUGCUGGCCAUUCCUGCACUGCCUUUUAUCUCAAAAUCUGGUUUCAAGAAGACUUUGAGAACUUUUGGUCAGAAUGCCCUUGGGAAGAAGAUUUGAAGUAUGCAAGAGCUGUUUGUGAUCAGGUUGAUGUACCAUUAGAGGUUGUGCAUUUGACAGAUGAAUAUUGGGAAAAUGUGGUGUCCUAUAUUAUUGAAGAAUAUCGAUGCGGUCGAACUCCCAAUCCUGAUGUCCUUUGCAAUACAAGAAUAAAGUUUGGUGCUUUCAUGGAUACCAUCAACAGUUUGGAAUUUGAUUAUGUUGCUUCUGGACAUUAUGCAAAUGUUGUCCAUUCAGCUGCAGAUCAAAUGGAUGAACUUUCUGUCUUAGAGCUAUCAAAAGACAUGGUCAAGGAUCAAACCUACUUCCUUUCACAUCUCUCACAAGCCCAGCUUAAGCGGCUAAUCUUCCCGCUAGGUUCUAUGCAAAAGAAUGAAGUUCGCAAGCUUGCUACAAAAUUUGAUCUACCUAAUAAAGAUAGAAAGGAUUCUCAAGGGAUAUGCUUCCUUGGCAAGAUAAAAUUUAGUGAAUUUGUUUCAAGACAUAUUGGAGAGAUGGAAGGUGUCAUGUUGGAAGCUGAGACGGGAGAUUUCUUAGGUAAACAUCGGGGAUUUUGGUUCUACACCAUCGGUCAACGCCAAGGUCUACGCCUCCCUGGAGGACCCUGGUAUGUUGUUGAGAAAGAUGUUAAGAAAAAUGUAGUGUUUGUGUCAAGAAAUUAUUUUUCAUUUGACAAAAAAAGGCGACUGUUUCGUGUUGGCUCCUUGAGAUGGUUCAGUGGAUCGCCUCCAGAGGAUAUCAAUCAGCUUCAAUGUAAGGUCAGACACGGCCCUGGAUUUUACAAUUGCAGUUUGACAAUAGAACAAAGUGAAGAUGGUCACGGUGACAUUGCAGUUGUCCACUUAUCCGAAGACGAUCAAGGUCUGGCAGCAGGGCAGUUUGCAGCCUUCUACCAGGGAAGAAAAUGCUUGGGCUCUGGUAUAAUUCUGGAGUCCUGGGAUGACCAGGGCUUUCCAGUAUGUGAAAAAGCUCUUGAGAUUGCCAGAAUGGAAGAUAAAUCAAAGAUUGGAAAACCAGUUAAGAUUAAGGUAAAACCGGAGACUCCUACGAAGGUGGCAUCCAAUCAUGAAGGUCUCAGAACUAACAGAAAUGAUGAAGACGCACAAAACGUGUUCGCGGAGAAACGAAAAGAGGGUUCCAAAGAAGAAUCAAUGCCUCGAUUGCCAAUGAAUUGGCUCCAAAAGCUUAGAGAAAGGCUAUCUAGACUACUGUGAUUUCCAGGAUUCAGCUUUGUUUUCCUUUAUUUUUUGCAUGUAUGUAUUUUUACCAUGAAAUUAGUCGUCUAUUGAUUUAAGAAUGAUUAUUAUUUUUAGUAAUAAUAUAUUUUAAAACUUUUUAAUUUGUUAA
Mangifera indica (mango) is the source of this 1819-nucleotide messenger RNA. Its product is annotated as tRNA-specific 2-thiouridylase MnmA. NCBI's taxonomy places the organism in Eukaryota, Viridiplantae, Streptophyta, Magnoliopsida, Sapindales, Anacardiaceae. Bases 82 to 1686 code for a protein of 534 amino acids. The transcript is spliced from 10 exons. Gene Ontology annotation, biological process: tRNA processing. Gene Ontology annotation, molecular function: sulfurtransferase activity. The record is from RefSeq and is a predicted model, not a curated record.